GUCCCGGUGUCGCCGCACCCUAGGAACCACCACAUGCUCCAGGGCGACUGCCAAAGAGGCGCGUGCGGCGUUUCCGCUGUGUUUCUUGCGAGCGCUUCCAAGGCAUCCUAACGCAUCCAGAAAUUUCAAGCACAGGCUCCAACGACUUUGUCGCCAGAUAGCCAUAUACACAACAAAUGAGAGUCUCUUUUGUAUGUCAUAAGUGCCGCGACCAGUAUGCAGGCCUGGGCCUGCACAUGACGCCCGAUUCAAGUUUUGCCCGAUUCAAGUUUUGCCAUAGGUCCACAGAUUCAAGCACCAUCAACAACAUUAUUAUCUUAACACUACGCUCUAUCACCCUAUCAAAAUUAAACACUAGUAUCCGAGCCCUCAGGCCAGCUCUCACGUCACAUCUUUGCUGUGCUGCUGCAAUGACUCGUGUUCUCGCACCAAGCUCGCUAUAUCACGGGAGCUUACUAUUUCCUGUCGAGAUACCUGGCCUGCAAGAUCUCAUUGAGCGUAAACCUGCUGCUUUGCGAUCUGGGCGCGGGAAUGCUCCCCAAUCGUCCGCGGACCUUCACGCAUUCUCUCAGACUGGCCAGCCGAAUGCGCCGGCUGUACGGCUCCUUGAGGACGUGCGGAAUUUGAAGCGCGCGGCGGGCGGCGGCCUGAGCGCGGCGGCGCUGGCUCAGGCUCUUCGCGGCCUGGGCUACGAGGCGUCACUUGCCUUCUCCAUCGGCUCCCACUCCGCGCCGUCCGCGCUGCGCCUGUCACACGAGUUUGUGGUGGUGCGGGGCUGCGGUGCGGGUGCGCCGCUCAUCGUGGAGCCCAGCUUCCGCGAGCACUUUGCCAUCGGCUCGCUGUACGCCACGGAGCGCUACAGGCAGGUGCUGGCGGCGGUGCCCGAGGAGCUGGUGGCGCCGUAUGCACAGCUGUGUGAGAUGGUGCGGCUGGUGUGCGCCGAGAUGAAGUUCAGCUUCGAGGCCACUGGCAACUCGCUGCCGCCCUGGCGAAUCGUCAACUCGGUCCUGUCCAGAUGGGCCUCCGUGGGCCGCACCGCAUGAGCUUCUGUUGCCAUGUGGUUUGGGGUUAGAGAGAUAUUAUUAUGUUCCGCGGUCGCUGAGUGUAUUGCGGCUGCCGAAUGUCAGGAUGUAUCGGUAGUCUGAAUACGUAAGAGACAACAUUGACGGUAGGCUCAAGUUAGUGCAUUGCACGUUGCAGGCACAAGCCACAUUAUUUAUAAAAUUGCAUCGCUGCACCCGUGCAAAACUCUCGGGAGUCGUUUGGUAGAGGCAAUGGGUCAAGGCAGCUCAUGAGUGCGUGUGUGAGGAAACAGUGGAGUGAAGCUGACACAUAAGCGACGGUUGCAUGUGAGGGAACCCCUUCUUCGGCAUUUAGGCUGGAGCCGUGUGCAGAGUCCUACAUGGAUACGCCAAGAAACGGCUUGGUAAUAAAUUGUGCUUGAUGUAUUGAUGGUCUUUUGUUGCUUGUGUGCUGCCGUGAGUGCCGCCGUGAGUUUUGACGGACACCUGAUAUAUUCGUGUGCGGGCGUAUGCCACGAAAAUCUUCAUCCUUUUUAAGGUCAGUAGCGUACCGGAGUGAGAGCCGGAGUGAGAACGCCACUUCUUAUCUAGGCGUGUCGUGCGAAAGGGUGUUUGGCUGGUACAAGCUGGGAAUGGCCCCAGCAGAGAGUGGUGGGUUUAAAGGAUUGCCGUAGUGACUGUGGUGACUGUAUGGUGGUGUGUAUCAGUGAAAGUAUGCCAUGCGAGUGGUGGUGUUCGCAGUGUGGAGCGCUGGGGUUGAUUUGCGGUGCGAGAAUGUAGUACCCGCCCCAGAUUUUAUGGAGCAGGGACUUAGCCCGGGACUUUGGAGUACAGGGAGGGUUAGGUCAUCUGCGAUGAGCUUUAACGCACCAUUAUCUUUUCUUCAAUUUCUGUCCUGGCCUUGCUAUGUCGGCAGUGCGCCGUGGAUAAAGGAAGGAGCCAAGACUGAAGGCCGUCCUCGUUGCAUGAAAGGUAGUGACAUCACUAGAACAGACUGCUUCGUGUGGUUCGUGUGCAGUCGAAACCGGGGAGUCAUGCUCCGGGUGUUGCGUGGUUGCGGCUGACCGGCUUUGGCCGGCUCAACUGUGACGCUGACUUAAUUGUGUCAUGGUUUCAGUGAGCGCGUGCACAAUAUGACACGGGUAGGGUCACAAGAUACUGAACUCCAAAUGUAACGCUAUUUUGCA
Molecule: messenger RNA, 2209 nt
Organism: Chlamydomonas reinhardtii
Lineage: Eukaryota; Viridiplantae; Chlorophyta; Chlorophyceae; Chlamydomonadales; Chlamydomonadaceae
Exons: 3
Coding region: 411-1043 (210 amino acids)
Source: RefSeq, a predicted model, not a curated record